This is a messenger RNA of Hordeum vulgare subsp. vulgare (domesticated barley), 584 nucleotides long. Its product is annotated as acyl-CoA-binding domain-containing protein 2. The coding region runs from base 101 to 382 and encodes 93 amino acids. The record is from RefSeq and is a predicted model, not a curated record. The transcript has 4 exons. Gene Ontology annotation, biological process: fatty acid metabolic process. Gene Ontology annotation, molecular function: fatty-acyl-CoA binding. NCBI's taxonomy places the organism in Eukaryota, Viridiplantae, Streptophyta, Magnoliopsida, Poales, Poaceae.
CACCGGAGGCAGCCCAGCCCUCGCCUCGCCUCGAACACAUCGCCAUCGGAGCAGCCGACAAACCGCAGCCGGCGCUCGAUCCGUCCGUCCGUCCGUCGACAUGGGCCUCAAGGAGGAGUUUGAGGAGUACGCCGAGAAGGCCAAGACACUGCCCGACACCACCACCAACGAGAGCAAGCUCUGCCUCUACAGCCUCUACAAGCAGGCCACCGUCGGCCCUGUCAACACCGACCGCCCUGGCCUUUUCGACCUGGCGGGCAAGGCCAAGUGGGAUGCCUGGAAGUCCGUCGAAGCCAAAUCCAAGGAGGAGGCAAUGGCUGACUACAUCACCAAGGUGAAGCAGCUGCUGGAGGAGGCUGCCGCCGCGUCCGCUUCAUCCUAGGCCACAAGACCACAAUCGCUAUUAUUGUCCUGGUGGUGCAGACAUAUGUGCCAAUAAACACAAAUAAAUUCGAAGUACUAGUUGUUGUCAAGCUUAUCAUCGUUGUCGUGGAUGUGUAAUUACGUUGAACAAGCCCUGUGAUACAUGAAAGUGCAAUCUCAGUUUACGCCAUGAUUGAUUAAUACAUGCCUUCUGUUGUUAA